GAUUGUGAAACCAGGGAGAGACUGUUAGAGAGUUAGUCUACUUGGGGCUCUGGGACGCUCCAGUCAUGGGGAAUCUGCCACUUUAAGGCUUAUCAUGGCUUGCCAGGGUCCCAUGAAGAUGGGUUACCACGGGGUCCUACGGCUCAUCCUCCCAUUGGUUCUCCUAUUUCUGUUCCUGUAUAUGAGCAUCACCAAACUACCAGGUGUUUACCUCCAUGAGUGCAUCCAAGAUGGGAAGCCCUGCAGCCAGAUUCAGAAUGAUGUGAUUGAGGAAGUUAAAGUAGAACCUUCCACGUCCUUCAAGCUGGAUCCAUCAGACGUGCAGUUGUUAGAGGAUGUUCUGAAGAACUGCAAGCAGCAUGAGUUUCAGAUUGGGAGGAUGGUGGAGGCCUUCCGCUUCUGUGUGACAGAGAAGAAGGAUAUCUUGCUGGAGGAAUAUCUCACAGCAUGGAGACAGCUGAUCAAGUUCAUGGAUGCCUUAGGUGCUGUCUUCACCUUCAUCUCCAGCGAAGCUAUGACCAAGGUCAACAUUCUCCAAGGAUAUCUAAAUGGAGAACAUGGGAAACACUACAGAACUGUUACCUCCAUGGUAAAGUAUGAGCUGGAGAAUGAAGUGGUCAACUUCAAAGAACUACCACCUAAUCAUGUACCUUCUGGGUGUCGAACACUCUUGCGCCUGCACCGGGCCCUGAAGUUUUUAGAGGUAUUCCUUUACAAUCUAGGUAUGAGUGUUGGACGGGAUAAAACUUCUGAGAUGUGUGCCGAUGCAUACCGCAAGACCCUAUCACACCAUCACAGCUGGUUAAUUCGGCAGGUUGCUGAGGUGGCCUUCCUUGCACUCCCACCUCUUGAGGACAUGUAUAAGGUGGUAUGUGUGAGCCAUCACAAAGAGGCCAAGAUUGUCCUUCUGACCACUGUAGAUGACAUAGUUAAAGUCUACAACAUUACCCAGGAGGUGUAUACAGAACAUGGUAUGCUGGACCUGCCAUGAAGAUGGACUAAAUAUAGUAAAUUUCUUUAUGAAUAAAUGGAGGAUAAAUAAAAAAAGUCAGAUACUGUCUGAUACCAAAUACUUUGUAUGGUUUGCUAUGAAGCAGCCAUAUGUGAAGUCCAAGGAUAGAUCUUUCAACAGACGUUUUAUCUGUAGUUAACUUUCUAAUGUGAAGUUCACGGUUCCAUUGAUGGAGUUGCCUAUACAUA
Molecule: messenger RNA, 1200 nt
Organism: Xenopus laevis (African clawed frog)
Lineage: Eukaryota; Metazoa; Chordata; Amphibia; Anura; Pipidae
Gene: gltpd2.L
Product: glycolipid transfer protein domain containing 2 L homeolog
Exons: 4
Coding region: 95-991 (298 amino acids)
Biological process (GO): intermembrane lipid transfer; ceramide 1-phosphate transport; ceramide transport
Cellular component (GO): Golgi apparatus; cytosol; endosome membrane
Molecular function (GO): ceramide 1-phosphate transfer activity; lipid transfer activity; ceramide 1-phosphate binding
Source: RefSeq, a predicted model, not a curated record